Molecule: messenger RNA, 468 nt
Organism: Purpureocillium takamizusanense
Lineage: Eukaryota; Fungi; Ascomycota; Sordariomycetes; Hypocreales; Ophiocordycipitaceae
Exons: 2
Coding region: 1-468 (155 amino acids)
Source: RefSeq, a predicted model, not a curated record
AUGGCGGCCGGCAAAGAUGCAGGAUGCACUCAGCGGUUAAGCCAGACCCGAGUUUCUAGUGAUGAAUUUGCCAGCUUUUUUGAGGCCCAUUUCACCCCCAACGCCGUCGCAAGCUUUGGCUGGGCGUUCAUGAACCCAGACGUCUAUUCUCAGUCCCAAGAAGCUGCAUCACAAUACGAUUGUGAUUAUGAGGAUGAUGGACUCGGCUACUACGACGAUGGUGUCAAGCGAACACUGACGGAUGAGGAAAUUGAAUUCUUCCGACAGUCGGAGCUUAGGGAGCUGCGGCAAAAACAGUCACGACCUUCAGCUGGGACAUCGAACCCGGAAGCGGCAUCCGCAAAUCGUGUCAGCAAGAAGACCAAUAAGCGGAAUGGCAAGAACGGGCGGCGUGAGCCAAAACCCGACCUGCGCAAACGAACGUGGGACGUGGUGGAUGCUGGACUGGACACGCUCAACUACGAUUAA